Molecule: messenger RNA, 1182 nt
Organism: Malassezia globosa CBS 7966
Lineage: Eukaryota; Fungi; Basidiomycota; Malasseziomycetes; Malasseziales; Malasseziaceae
Exons: 1
Coding region: 1-1182 (393 amino acids)
Source: RefSeq, a predicted model, not a curated record
AUGUCUGACUACCUAUCGUUCUCAGAACGUAGUAUGAAGUGGCCGCCAAUGUUUGGCCGUGUGCCGUACGAGCGGCAGUCGAAAUCAUCUGAUGAACAAGGAGAAAGAAAGAUCCUAAAUGAUGCACUUGGCUUUACGCAACGACCGCACAUCCAAAGCAUACUUACCCCGUUACAGCGUCCGGUUGGAAUUCCUCGUCUUCAGUCUCGCGUUGGUGCACCAUUCGCGAGACUUUAUGCCCCAGAGCUGGCACAAUAUGAUGUACCUAUGGAGGAGUUUGUUGAGUUCAUUGACAACAUGAAUAUAGUGUGUGCGGAUUUUGUGCCACUGCAGAUUUUGGAUGCAGUGGGUUCUUUGGUUGGACUUGUUCCAAAUCACUGGGCGCAGAUGGCUGGAGCUGUUACAUCACUAGGGUCAAAAGUCGCCGUGCAUGCGGUAAGCAAAAUCCGUGGAGAGACGUUUCUUCGACGCGUGAACUCCGAAUACUUUAACCCACGAGGCUUGUCGGUGCAGAUGUGCACCACCGAUGCUUUGGUGCGUCUUGGGCAUGUUCCUCCCGAGGCGGCGAAGAUGCCUCCUUUGGAUCAUGUCACAGCCACGAUGUCUAUUGAAGAGCGCCGGCUUUCUCAUCUAAUGCCGUGGCUGUCGCCAGUGACUGACCAAGUGCCAGCGCCGUCCCCACAAACGAAUAAGCUGAAAGAGUUGUGCAACAAACAAGCCGCUUACACCUCAAGAAGGACACAACGCAAAGUUAUGGAUGAUCGAUUUGAUGCAUUCGAGAAACAGGGCCCUUCGCCGGCAGAAGCAGAUCAGAUGUUCGCGACCCUUAGAGCGAAAGGGGAAUUCACGCCUAGACAGAUUGGCAAGAUGGAAAAGAAAUAUAUGAAGGGCGAACGGGAGCGUAGCAAGGACCAGAGAGAUUACGAAAAAGAGAAGUCAAAGAUUGAACGAGAAGCGGAGAAAGAUAUAAUGAAAGCACAUCGAAAGGGUAAAAUAGAAGACUUGGUCAAGGCAGAAAGGAAGCGAGAAAGUGAGCUUGGCAAGUUGGACCGUGAGUAUUCAUCAGAGCAGCUCAAGCGCCAGAGGAGCUUUGAAAAAGAAGAUAAGGAGAGAAAGAAGGGCCACAAAGCAGUAUGGCUACUGGUCCAAACGAUAUCCCAGGUUCCUACGUUACGUAGCUGA